Molecule: messenger RNA, 507 nt
Organism: Tupaia belangeri chinensis (Chinese tree shrew)
Lineage: Eukaryota; Metazoa; Chordata; Mammalia; Scandentia; Tupaiidae
Gene: NRTN
Product: neurturin
Exons: 3
Coding region: 193-507 (104 amino acids)
Source: RefSeq, a predicted model, not a curated record
CCCCCUCCUUCGUGGGCCUUCGCACAGCCCCGUUCAGUGGUUCCUUAAUGAAUCAUUGCUGUUAUUACUGAUCAUUAGGCAGGGCUGUUCAAAGCCGGGGCCCACUGCGCCCGCAGGGCCUGGCCCCGCACCCUGCACCCCGCUGGCUGCCCGAGGGACGCCGGCUGACCCUCGCGUGCCUGCAGGCCGACGAUGCAGCGCUGGAAGGCGGCGGCCCUGGCCUCGGUGCUCUGCAGCUCCGUGCUUUCCAUCUGGAUGUGUCGCGAGGGCCUGAUGCUCAGACACCGCCUCGGACCCGCGCUGGCCCCGCUGCGCCGCCCGCCGCGGACCCUGGACGCCCGGAUCGCCCGCCUGGCCCAGUACCGUGCACUGCUGCAAGGCGCCCCGGACGCGGUGGAGCUGCGGGAGCUGACGCCCUGGGCCGGGCGCUCCCCUGGUCCGCGCCGUCGAGCCGGUCGCUACCACACGGUGCGCGAGCUGUCGGCGAGCGAGUGCGCCUGCGUGUGA